CGCAUUUCACACACAACAGCAACAACAACAACACAAUCCACGAUGUCUAACAGAAUGAAUAUCACAUUCACACUGCCAAAGGGAAACUGGCACGAGACCCAGCACCGAAACCGCCGAGGUGGCAUUACCAAGAAAUACAGAACGCCUCACAAACUGAAUUUCACAUUCAACCUGGGAGAAAAAGCUCAGAUACACCGCAAGGGCCAGGGUUGCCGUUACCACUUACGCCACAACCACAGGAGGCAGACCCAGAACUUCCGCGGUGGCAAGCAUCCCAGAAACAGCGAACGCUGGCGGCAGCACAAUAAAAGGACUCAGCAGCAACAGGCACAGCCGCAGCCGCAGGGGAUACCAAGCCAGUUCUACGAGACGGUGUCUCCAAGUGACUUCCAAUCCUGGGAGCGUCAUAACCGCCUCAGUCCAAUGACCAUGUCCCAGGACUACACCUGGCAGCAAUCGGCUCCAAAUACCCCCUCGCAACAACAGCAGGUCGAAACCCAAUGUUUACUGCAACCCCCAGAACAACGUCAGUCACAGCGGGUACCGAGCCAGUUUUACGAGACGAUGAAUCCAAGGGAAUUCAGAUCUUGGGAGCGUUUGAACCGUUUAAACCAAGCGACCCAGAACCACCACGUCUGGCAGUCACCGGCUCUAAUCAAUUCCUCGCAACAGCAGCAAUACGACACCCAACACUUGCUGGACCAAGAGAUUGAGAAGAUGCGUCAGAAUCACCAGAGCUAGACCCAACAGGAGCAGUUGAGGGAUGAGAGACAACGAAACCUGCAGCAAUGUCUUGACAACAUGCGCAGGCAGUACCAACUUGAGACCCAGCAGGCGCAGUAUAAUACUCAGUCGAGUCCUGAGGGCUCUAGGUCUCCUUCUACAUUGCGUGCGUGUCCGGGUAUCGACGAGGAC
Molecule: messenger RNA, 915 nt
Organism: Aspergillus glaucus CBS 516.65
Lineage: Eukaryota; Fungi; Ascomycota; Eurotiomycetes; Eurotiales; Aspergillaceae
Exons: 3
Coding region: 43-741 (232 amino acids)
Source: RefSeq, a predicted model, not a curated record